Messenger RNA from Chara braunii, 989 nucleotides. Lineage: Eukaryota; Viridiplantae; Streptophyta; Charophyceae; Charales; Characeae. The record is from the annotation of a GenBank genome assembly.
UGGACGCACUGAUGGCAAACCUACAUGGCGCUCAGUUGCUGCCUCCUCGGGGUCACCUUCCAUUGGGCGGAACCCGCGGACAGGAGAGUGGAGGACGAGAUCCCGGACGACGAGCUGGAAUUGCUGCUCAUCCAAGGGUGGAGAACAAACAUGGAGGGAGAUUUUUUGGGGAUCGUGUUUGGAGAAGUGCGCAGCGGCCAUCUGAGUUCCAUUACGGACGAGCUGCUGGUGCUUCUAACCCAAGUACUCGACGACCUGCCGUUGGAGAUCCUCUCGCACUGUGACGAGAGACCAGGGACAACCACGCUCACUCGUACCCUGGAACCACAUCUUCUUUGGUCCACCUGUACGGAACUGGAGGAGGGAAGCUAUUACGUACCCUCGGCAGGUGCGUACCUACACGUCAACGUCACCGAUCUUUCCACGUGGGACCCGCUCAUUCGGCGCACUCCCGCAGGAGAGACGAGUGAAAAAGAGGAGGAGGACGACAAAGAAGAAGUAUCGGCCGAGGAAGAAGAUCGGGAAGACGAUCCCGAUUAUCAAGGAUCGGAGGACGCCGAGUCGGAAGAGGCCAUUUCAGGGCGAGUGGAAUCAGACGAAGAAGAAGGUGGAGCGGGGGAGUCGAGUGGUCCCGACAAGCUGAGCCAAGAAGAAAGAGAGAUUGUGGCGCAGAGGAGACGGGCAGCAGCGGAAGAAAAGCAGCGGAUCGAAGAAUCAAGAGGGCCACCGCAACUGCUGCAGGACGAUCCGACGCGCAAUCCAGAACCGUCGCAGGAGGAGGAGGAACGAGAUGGAAGCGCCACCACGGAGGGAUCAAGAAGUCGGUGCCGCCGAAGGAGUCAAUCGCCCUCCCAAUCCUCCCCAGUUCGACCCACAGCCCUUCGUUUAUGUCGAGAUGCGGGCGCACGGGCUUCGUCCCCGAUUGUUAUCCCGUCGUCCCCGUGACUUCCUCACCAUCCAGCAGCUCCCAAGCCGGCCCCCGUUCCCUG